AUGCUUCAGCAGCUGUUCGGCUCAAAGCCAGUUCAUUGUGCUGGUCCAGCUCCUGCAGCGGGAGCUCAUGGAGAAGUUCAUGACCUAAGCUACUAUCUCAAGUGUAUGGCUGGAGGAGUAUUUGCCUGUGGUCUCACACAUACUGCUGUUGUCCCAAUCGAUAUUGUCAAAUGCAGACUACAAGCAGAUCCAACCAAACUAAAAGGUAUGGGCGAUGCUUAUAGAGCACUCAAUGCAAGCGGUAAGUCCUGGAUGACUCUUGGCUGGCUUCCAACUUUCAUUGGAUACUCAUUCCAAGGUAUGGCCAAGUUUGGAUUCUAUGAGGUCUUUAAAGAUCUCUAUGGAGGAGUUACCGAAUCAUUAUUAGGAGCUGAUAAGGCUUAUUCAUUCAGAACCUUAACCUAUGCUCUUUCAUCUGCUUCAGCUGAGUUUUUCGCUGACAUCCUCUUAUGUCCAUUCGAAGCAGUAAAAGUUAGAAUCCAAACAAGCCCUGAAGGGACUUUCCCAACCACUUUUGGCCCAGCUUGGAACAAAGUUUCAGCAAAUGAAGGUAUAAACGGCUUCUACAAAGGGAUAACCCCACUUUGGUGCAGACAAAUCCCAUACACUAUCAUGAAAUUCGUGGUCUUUGAAAGAACAGUAGAAUUUAUUUUCAAAAAUAUUUUACAUGCAACUAGAGACGAUUACGGGAAAAAAUUCAACCUACAUCAUUUAGUCAAUUUUUUAAAUAAUUAAUUUUUUUUAAAAAAAUAAAAAAUAAAAAUGCAUUUUAGGAAUAAGGGAAGCUAGGAAUUACAUUCUUGUCAGGCUAUAUUGCUGGUGUUGUUUGCGCUUUAGUUAGUCACCCUGCAGACACUUUGUUUACUGCUUACAACAAGAAGCAAACCGAAGGUGCCUUCAUGGAGGAAAUUAAGAAGAUUUAUGCUGGUAUGCCAGCUGGAGGUCUGUGGAAAGGACUUAUUCCAAGAAUUAUUAUGAUUGGAACACUUACUGGCUUACAAUGGUGGCUGUAUGAUACUUGGAAGACAUGGUGGGGUCUCAAACCAACUGGAUCAACUGGACCUAAGAAAUAA
Molecule: messenger RNA, 1073 nt
Organism: Blepharisma stoltei
Lineage: Eukaryota; Ciliophora; Heterotrichea; Heterotrichida; Blepharismidae
Source: the annotation of a GenBank genome assembly